Messenger RNA from Suillus plorans, 938 nucleotides. RefSeq names its product superoxide dismutase. The transcript has 6 exons. The record is from RefSeq and is a predicted model, not a curated record. Gene Ontology annotation, biological process: removal of superoxide radicals. Gene Ontology annotation, molecular function: copper ion binding; superoxide dismutase activity. The coding region runs from base 245 to 829 and encodes 194 amino acids. Lineage: Eukaryota; Fungi; Basidiomycota; Agaricomycetes; Boletales; Suillaceae.
GCUUCCGUCUCAAUUUAACCCAUAUUAUACAAAGCGAAUCGAAGUGGACACUCGUUGACAUUCGAAAGUGCGUUUCGUUACACUUUACGAAGCCACAGUGGGAAAAUAAAUUAGCAAUUAGUGGGAAAACCUGUCGAGGAGUGGGACCCGGCCUCCUCUCCUUGUACCUGGAGCGCCCCGGGCCGAAAGUUGUGCCUCGAAUAAAUGCCUCACUGCGCGUGACUUUUAGUACAUACCUACUACCAUGAACACAUACGCUCCAAAUCAAAAACAGUCUAGGAAACCCGUCUUUUUCAUUGCAGCAACAGUGAUUGCUGUUUUGUUUUUCGGCUACACCUGGUUGUUCAAGCCAUCUAAAACCGCAAUCGUCCAAAAGGCGAUCGUGGUACUAAAAGGCGACUCCCCAGUUGCUGGCACUAUCACAUUCGAGCAGUCUUCAGCAGAUGGCCCAGUCAAGGUCUCAGGAGAAAUAACCAACCUUGACCCUUCUUCUCAGCGUGGUUUCCAUGUCCACUCUCUUGGAGACCUCAGCGGUGGCUGUUUGUCUACGGGGUCGCACUUCAAUCCAUACGACCAAAGCCACGGUGCUCGCUCGAGCUCUGUCAGGCAUGUCGGUGACCUAGGAAACAUCGAGAGCGAUGAAUAUGGCACAGCCACCAUUUCCUUCGAAGACAGCCUCAUUUCCUUGAAUGGCCCCACGAGCAUACUUGGGCGGGCUGUCGUUGUUCAUGCGGGCACCGAUGAUCUAGGAAAUGGCGGUAAUGAAGAGUCUCUCAAGACCGGAAAUGCAGGCGGACGAGCCGCCUGUGGUGUCAUUGGGCUCGUCUAAAUCAUCCGAGUGUUGGAGCAUGCUGCAUUGUCUUGUACUUCUCACGUCAUUGUAUUAUCAUAUGUCGCCAUAUCUCUUGGUCUCUGACAAUUUAUUUGUCUUUACCCGA